GGCGUAUCGUAUCACGACAUGAGGGCAAGACGCAUGGCGACCGGGAGGGGCGAUGGCGCGACUGGAUCCUGGGCCCUCAAUGGCGCCAAGAAGAGGCGGCGAAGCUGUUGGCCCCAAGAAUCUGGCGCGGCAUGAGCUCCGGCUGGUUUGUAUAAGUUGGCGCCGUCGCCCGCCCCGACGAGCCAGAUCGCCGCCCUCUCCCCUCUCUCUUCAUCCGCUCCCCAGAGGCACACCUUUGUCCACUUUACUGUCGACAAAGCACGCACCCGCGUGUCCAACUGCCCACCAUGAAGACGGCCUCCCUCCUCUCCGCCGGGCUCUGCGCCCUCGGCGUCCUGGCCAACGAGCCCCUGACGCUGGACAAGGUCGAGGCGGACAUCAAGACCAGCGAGCUCCGCAAUAACCUGUGGCACUUCAACAAGAUCGCGCGUGAGAACGGCGGCAACCGCGCCUUUGGCCUGCCCGGCUACGAGAAGUCGUCCGACUACGUGCUCGAGCGCGCCCAAGGCCGGUUCCACAAGCAGAUGGACACGUACAAGCAGUACUUCAACCACACCUUUGAGCAGACCAAGGAGAUCAAGCUCACGGGCCCGGACGGUGAGGCCGCCUAUGUCAUCACGCUGCUCUACAACCACCCCACGCCCGCCGGCGGCAUCACGGCCCAGCUCAUCGACACGCCCGUCAACGACGCCACGGGCUCGGGCUGCCUGGCCUCGGACUGGCAGGGUAUCGACGCCACGGGCAAGAUCGCCCUCGUUAAGCGCGGCACGUGUGCCAUCUCGGACAAGCUUAAGCUAGCCAAGGCCCACGGCGCCCUCGCCGUGGUGCUGUACAACCAGAACCCCGGCACGCCCGUCAGCUCGGCCACGCUGGGCGCUGAGAACAUCGGCCUGCUGGUGCCGGUGGCGACCACCUCGCUCGAGAACGGCGUGGCCUGGAAGGCGCGCCUGGCUGCGGGCGAGGCGCUGACGGUGACUGUCCUGGUCGACUCGGUCUUUGAGACGCGCGAGUCGUGGAACAUUGUGGCCGAGACCAAGGAAGGCGACCCCAACAACGUGGUGGUCCUGGGCGCCCACCUCGAUGGCGUCCAGGCCGGCCCGGGCAUCAACGACGACGGCAGCGGCUCGACGGCGCUACUCGAAAUCAUGGGCUCGUUUAAGAAGUACAGCGGUUUCAAGAACAAGGUGCGCUUCAUCUGGUGGGGCGCCGAAGAGGCCGGACUGAUCGGGUCGCUGCACUACACCAGCCCGUCGCAGCUGUCCGAGGAGGAGGCGGACAAGAUCCGCUUCUACUUCAACUACGACAUGAUCGGCUCGCCCUUCCCCGAGUUCGUCGUGUACGAGGACGCGAACCCGGGCGGCCGGGUGGGCGGCCAGAUGCUGGUCGACUACAUCUCGUCCAAGGGCAAGCCGGCCGAGUGGGGCGCCUUUGGUACCAGCUCCGACUACGUCGGGUUCCUGAACCGCGGCAUCCCCAGCUCGGGCAUCUUCACGGGCGCCGGCGCGCCCACGGACCCGUGCUACCACCUGGCCUGCGACGACCUCAACAACAUCGACUGGGACGCCCUGACCAUCAACGCCAAGGCGGCCGCCCGCGCCGCCGCCGCGCUGGCCCUGGACCUGAGCGCCGUGCCGCCGCGGUCCAAGACGACGCCUGCCAAGCGCUCCGACGCGGCCUCGGUCCGCCGCGAGUUCCAGCGCUGGGCCAACAUCCAGGCCCACGCCGAGCACCAGCACACGUGCGCCCACAGCGCCAACAGCCGCAUUUAGGAGGCUGUCGAGUGUUGCGUAAUAUAAUGUGUACCCAAGAGAAAAAGCAAUAAAUGAUGAUGCUUGAUGAGCCUUUUUUUCUUUCUUCCGGUGCAAAUCACCUGUCCACGUCAUGUCUCCGUUGCCAGGU
Gaeumannomyces tritici R3-111a-1 is the source of this 1899-nucleotide messenger RNA. RefSeq names its product aminopeptidase Y. Gene Ontology annotation, biological process: proteolysis. The record is from RefSeq and is a predicted model, not a curated record. The coding region runs from base 288 to 1769 and encodes 493 amino acids. Gene Ontology annotation, molecular function: metalloexopeptidase activity. Lineage: Eukaryota; Fungi; Ascomycota; Sordariomycetes; Magnaporthales; Magnaporthaceae. The transcript is spliced from 2 exons.